This is a messenger RNA of Solanum lycopersicum (tomato), 2191 nucleotides long. RefSeq names its product probable serine/threonine-protein kinase At1g54610. Gene Ontology annotation, molecular function: RNA polymerase II CTD heptapeptide repeat kinase activity; ATP binding. NCBI's taxonomy places the organism in Eukaryota, Viridiplantae, Streptophyta, Magnoliopsida, Solanales, Solanaceae. Gene Ontology annotation, biological process: protein phosphorylation; positive regulation of transcription elongation by RNA polymerase II. The record is from RefSeq and is a predicted model, not a curated record. Gene Ontology annotation, cellular component: cyclin-dependent protein kinase holoenzyme complex; nucleus.
AAGUAAAAUAUAAAAAGGAGAAAACCCCAAAGUCCCUUCAACUGAAAAACUGAUCUCCUUUUUCACUUCACACAGCCCAUGCCCCCUUCACGCUGUUUUUAAUCAAAAGUUUCGAGUUUUCGAUACGAAAAGUGAAUACUCACCCACACCCACUCCAUAAACCCAAUAUAUUAGAGAGGAUUUGUAAUAAAUGCUAGCAAAAAAUCUAGCUAUUUUCAUCUGCCUCUGUUUUUAGUGACAUUGAAUAUACAACAAAAAUGACUGGUUAAACUUACUUCAGUGUUUAUUAUGGGAUGUGUAUUUGGAAAGAUUGGUAGUGACGGGAGGACACAGAAUUCUAACAAUCGGAAUACUUCCGACGGUGGUGUUGGAGCUUCAGGGGAUGAGGUGAAGAUCACUCAACCUCCACCGCUGCCGGUGGAGGUAGAAGGACCAAAUCGUACAGAGUCGGUGUCUGAGUAUUACAGUUUCAGAACAUUGGGAAAUUCUUUUGCAACAAAUCAGCAAGGGUGGCCGUCGUGGCUGGUUGCUGUUGCUGGUGAUGCUAUAAAAGAUUGGACUCCUCGCCGAGCGGAUACUUUCCAGAAAAUUGAAAAGAUUGGGCAAGGAACGUAUAGCAAUGUAUAUAAAGCAAAGGAUUUGAUAACAGGGAAGAUUGUUGCAUUGAAGAAAGUUAGGUUUGAUACAAUGGAGCCAGAGAGUGUGAAGUUCAUGGCAAGAGAAAUACUUGUUUUGAAAAAACUGGACCAUCCCAAUGUCAUCAAACUUGAAGGUUUGGUGACUUCGAGAAUGUCGUCUAGUUUGUACCUUGUUUUCGAGUACAUGGAGCAUGAUCUGGCUGGUCUGGCUGCUGUUCAAAAGGUCAAAUUUAGUGAAUCGCAGGUAAAGUGCUACAUGAAACAGUUACUCUCUGGUCUAGAGCAUUGUCACAAUAAUGGAGUCCUACACCGUGAUGUAAAAGGUUCCAAUUUGCUGAUUGAUAAUGAAGGAAUUCUGAAAAUAGCUGAUUUUGGAUUAGCUUCAUUUUAUGAUCCUGAACACCAGCAACCUAUGACUAGUCGUGUUGUGACUCUCUGGUACCGGCCACCUGAACUUCUGCUUGGAGCUACUAAUUACGGUGUUGGUGUUGACCUGUGGAGUGCCGGAUGCAUUUUGGCUGAGUUACUCGCAAGGAAGCCAAUAUUUCCAGGGAGAACGGAGGUUGAGCAACUCCAUAAAAUAUUUAGGUUGUGUGGCUCUCCAUCCGAGGAGUAUUGGAAGAAAUUCAAAUUACCAAAUGCUACUCUGUUUAAACCACAACAACCUUAUAAACACUGCAUUGACGAGACAUUCAAGGAUUUUCCACCCUCUUCACAUCCUAUGAUUGCAACACUUCUUGCUAUCGAUCCCGAUGAAAGAGGCACAGCCACUGCAGCUUUGAACAGUGAAUUCCUUACAACUGAACCAUAUCCUUGCGAGCCUUCAAGUUUGCCAAAAUAUCCUCCUAGCAAGGAAAUGGAUGUCAAACUAAGAGAUGAAGCUGCCAGGAGGCAAAGUGGUUUGCAUGGAAAAGUUCACACUGGUGAUGGUGUCAAGAAAGUGAGACGUGAGAGAGUUAGUCGUGCAAUUCCAGCUCCGGAGGCUAAUGCAGAGCUCCAACCGAACCUCGAUAGGUGGAGGAUGAUGACACAGGCUAAUGCUAAGAGCAAGAGUGAAAAAUUUCCUCCACCACAUCAAGAUGGAGCAGUUGGAUACCCUCUUAAUGCAUCACAUAAUGGCCCUGCAUCAUUCAGUAUAGCUGCUGCUUCUUUUGAUUCAAGUUUUGAUCCAAAGUCACGAUCUUUGAGAAGCACCAUAACUACAGGUGGGACGUCGAGGCAGAGGAGAACCAAGAAAGAAGAGCCUCAUAUGGCUCCGUCUCGCAAACUUUUCCAUGCAUUCCUUCCUUCUUCUUUUAGACUAUCUAUAGAUAUGAGACUGAGGGGUAGAGCUUCCGUCUCAGAGACAUUUAGUCACCAUAGAUGAGAAAAUUUCCCAAAGCAAUAAAUUUUGUGGCUUCAAGGAUUUUUGGUUGUUACUGUAUUCUAUUUUUAAACUUCUGUAAUUAAAUUAUACAACAGUUUUGUGUAUCAUGUGGAUUCUGGGGUUAUAAUUUACACCUGACAUCCAUUGUACAGUUGCAAGUCAUAAUCUCAUUGGAGCCUUUAGGUAA